Gekko japonicus is the source of this 1922-nucleotide messenger RNA. RefSeq names its product hedgehog interacting protein (gene HHIP). NCBI's taxonomy places the organism in Eukaryota, Metazoa, Chordata, Lepidosauria, Squamata, Gekkonidae. The record is from RefSeq and is a predicted model, not a curated record. The transcript is spliced from 13 exons. The coding region runs from base 1 to 1920 and encodes 639 amino acids.
AUGCUGCCAGGAAGGAAGUGCAGGGGGGCCCACUGCCCUCCUCGCAGGUGCUUCCCAAAGCACGACCUGCCUCUGCUGGGUGUCCCUGAGACUCAAAUCUUUUCUGUUACCAACAACACAGAAUGUGUGAAGCUGCUGCAGGAAAUCAAAUGUGCACACUGUUCACCGAAUGCUCAGAAUCUGUUCCACUCAACUGAGAAAGAAGCAUUGGAAAGAGAACUAGUCCUUCCUUUCCUGUGCAAGGAUUAUUGUAAAGAAUUCUAUUACACUUGCAGAGGUCACAUACCAGGUUUCCUCCAAACAACGGCUGAUGAAUUUUGCUUCUACUAUGCAAGAAAAGAUGGUGGGUCAUGCUUUCCAGAUUUUCCAAGAAAACAAGUUCGAGGACCAGCUUCUAACUAUUUGGACCAGAUGGAAGAAUAUGGCAAAGUGGAAGAGAUCAGCAGGAAACACAAACACAAUUGCUUUUGUAUUCAUGAAGUUGUAAGUGGUCUGAGGCAACCUGUUGGAGCAGUACACUGUGGAGAUGGAUCACAGCGCCUGUUCAUCUUGGAGAAGGAGGGAUAUGUAAAAAUUUUCACACCUGAAGGAGAUAUAGUCAAGGAACCAUUUCUGGACAUACACAAACUUGUUCAAAGUGGAAUCAAGGGUGGAGAUGAAAGAGGGCUGUUAAGCCUGGCAUUCCAUCCCAAUUACAAAAAAAAUGGAAAGCUGUAUGUGUCUUAUACCACCAACCAAGAGCGAUGGGCUAUUGGGCCUCAUGACCAUAUUCUUAGGGUUGUAGAAUACACAGUGUCCAGAAAAAACCCACACCAGGUUGAUAUGAGAACAGCGAGAGUUUUCCUAGAAGUAGCUGAACUACAUAGAAAACACCUUGGAGGACAACUGUUGUUUGGCCCUGAUGGAUUUUUAUACAUAUUCCUUGGUGAUGGAAUGAUCACUAUUGAUGAUAUGGAGGAGAUGGAUGGUUUAAGUGAUUUUACAGGUUCUGUGUUGCGUCUGGAUGUAGACACUGAUUUCUGCAAUGUGCCUUAUUCCAUACCACGGAGCAACCCACACUUUAACAGCACCAAUCAGCCUCCUGAAAUUUUUGCUCAUGGACUCCACAACCCAGGCAGGUGUGCUGUUGAUCGUCACCCAACUGAAGUAAAUGUUAAUUUAACAAUACUUUGUUCAGACUCCAAUGGAAAGAACAGGUCCUCAGCAAGGAUCUUACAGAUAAUAAAGGGGAAAGAUUAUGAAAGUGAGCCUUCACUAUUAGAAUUCAAGCCAUUCAGUAAUGGACCCUUGGUUGGGGGAUUCGUAUACAGAGGCUGCCAGUCUGAAAGACUUUAUGGAAGUUAUGUGUUUGCAGAUCGCAAUGGAAACUUUUUAACACUUCAACAGAGUCCCAUUACUAAACAGUGGCAAGAGAAACCAUUAUGUCUUGGCAACAGUGGUUCAUGUAGAGGUUUCUUUGCAGGACAUAUCUUGGGAUUUGGCGAAGAUGAAUUAGGUGAAGUUUACAUCUUAGCAAGCAGUAAAAGCAUGACACAGUCUUACAAUGGAAAACUUUAUAAAAUAAUUGACCCCAAAAGGCCUUUAGUUCCAGAAGAAUGCAAAAUACCAGCUCUUUCUGCCCAGAUAUUGACAUCUGAAUGCUCAAGGCAUUGUCGAAAUGGACACUGCACUCCCACCGGAAAAUGUUGCUGUAAUCAAGGCUGGGAAGGUGAAUUCUGCAGAACUGCAAAAUGUGACCCAGCAUGUCGACAUGGAGGUGUCUGCAUACGACCAAACAAAUGCAUGUGUAAAAAGGGAUAUCUUGGGCUUCAGUGUGAACAAGUGGAUAGAAACAUCCGAAGAGUGACAAGGGCAGGUAUUCUUGAUCAGAUCAUAGACAUGACAUCUUAUUUGCUGGAUCUAACCAGCUACAUUGUAUAGUU